AUGGCAUUUUCAACUUCAUCUUGCUUCUUCACUUCCCCCAAUUUCUCCGCCAAUCAACACCCAUUAACGCCGUCAACCUCCGCCAGAAGCGCCAAAUCUCGGAUUUCAGCCACUUACGCAACCGCCACUCCCAGAUCUUCACGCAUUGCUACUCAACAAUCGUCACUAUACGAAGUGCUCGGGAUCCAAAUCGGAGCUGAUACGGUUGAGAUCAAGGCUGCGUACCGGAGAUUAGCGAGAGUUUUGCACCCGGAUGUAAGAGACCAUGAUUCGUCAGCGGAUGAGUUCAUGAAGGUGCAUUCUGCCUACGCUACGUUGUCGGAUCCAGGAAAACGAGCCGAUUAUGAUCGGAGUCUGUUCGGGAGACAGAAAGUGGCUGUUAGGAGUUCGUCGUCGUCGGGAGAAUUCACCGGAUACAGUGGCCGGAGAUGGGAAACAGAUCAGUGCUGGUAG
Lactuca virosa is the source of this 453-nucleotide messenger RNA. NCBI's taxonomy places the organism in Eukaryota, Viridiplantae, Streptophyta, Magnoliopsida, Asterales, Asteraceae. The record is from the annotation of a GenBank genome assembly.